Molecule: messenger RNA, 4597 nt
Organism: Carcharodon carcharias (great white shark)
Lineage: Eukaryota; Metazoa; Chordata; Chondrichthyes; Lamniformes; Lamnidae
Gene: cmtm6
Product: CKLF-like MARVEL transmembrane domain containing 6
Exons: 5
Coding region: 491-1087 (198 amino acids)
Cellular component (GO): membrane
Source: RefSeq, a predicted model, not a curated record
CAACUCAUGCAUCUUCAGAUCAGUGGCAGCAAAGCCACAACAGUUCUUUCUACCCAGAGCGGAGCUGAAAUGCCGCCGGGUUCCCUUUAACGUUAUUUUAUUACAUUUGAAGAAGGAUCGCUUUUGCUCCUAUUCAGAAAAGCGGGUUAAAAUCAGAGUUAGCGGGAUGCAAACGGCUUUCUAUCGGAUUUGUUUGGUUCUUCCAGAUCUCGCAAUGCCAGAAGCGACCGCCGGAACUUUGCGUUCCUGGAGUUGAGAACGAAAGGCGCAAAACCUGUCGAUUGGAUGUUAAUUGGAUUUUUUUUGCCAGUAGAAUCGUCCACCGCUAUUACUUGUUUAAAAGAAACCAAUCGGUCCCGAGGGGAUUCGGUAUAGUUUCGGUUUCGAGUUUUUUUUUCCCUCCCAAAAAAAUUCCGAAGUUGUGCCACUGUUUGCGGGAUUAUUUUUGCGGGAGAAGUGGUUGUCGGAGAGUUAAAUAGUCAGCGACAGAAUGCCGCUUCGACAAGAACACGGGAACGGAGACAUGGACCCGGAGGGGGUUUACCAGACAACCACGGAGCCCAUCCAUGGCUCGCACGCCUGCUGUAAUCUUGUCUACCUGGCCAAUCCCAGAGCAAAGCUGAAGGUGCUGCAAGUGGUCUUGUCAUUUGUGGCCUUUAUUCUGGAGGAGAUAGUGUAUAGCUGCAUGAACUGUCAUGCGCUUUACUUCUUUGAGUUUGUCAGCUGUAGUGCCUUCUUACUGACCACUUUCCUGCUAAUCAUACUGACUACUUCUCUGAGAAAUAAAUUGAACCGGAUCAGCUGGCCAACAGUGGACUUUGUGUACACUGCUGUGAUAGCGGUAUUUUUCUUGAUCGCCUCCAUUGUGUUUGCAGCACUGAAUGAUGGGACUGCUGUAGAGGGAGCCUCUGUGGCAUUUGGAUUCCUGGCUACUAUUGCCUUCACCUUGGAUGUGGUGCUGCAUUACAAGCGAGAGGGCCUACCCUGGAAGAAAAAGGAGGAUAAGCCAGCUGACUCCAAAAAAGUCCCUGAAAAUGUGAAAGGGGAGACCGAGCCUUUGAAUGAGCCAGGAAAUCCAGCUGUCUGAGCUACAGAAGCAGUUGUUCCAUGUAUAACAACAUAACCUGUUCUCUGCACAUAUUCAUAUUUUGAGUUUCCAGAGUUGAUCAGCAAAAAAUAAUUCAAAGCUUUCCUACACUCGCCCUGACUGGAAGGAAUUUAUUUCUUGCUUUGGGACUCAAUAUCUGAACACAAAGUGCUUUUUGUUAUUUACCUGGCUGCUAUAGUGCAAUCUACUGUAGAUCCAAUUAAAAUUAUUGAACUGAACUAAUGUUGCAACUUCAUAUAACGUUUUGGUGUCGGGGGGUCCUAGCUUGCCUCUUUGUAUCUCAGCUAUUAAAAAUUAUUAGGAAGCUCAAGCAACUUGUAUCUCAAAGCAAAUCAUAGUUAUGCCUUUAGAUGCUUGGAUAGAUCAAACUUUUAUUAUAUAAAAAAUUCUAAUUUAUUUUCGGUGUUGGUGUUCAUUUCAGUUUUACAUAGUUUUGAUGCAAAAAGACAGCACAAGUACAUCAAUUUCCCCAAUUUAUUUAACUUCCUUAUAGGGGUAGCAUUUCAGCAAUUAUAAUUGGGCUGAAGUGUAUGCACGACCAUGAGAAGAGACCUGAAAGCUUCCUGAUAAUUUGUAAGAUUCUUAGUGCUUUGUUGGGAUUUGAAUUGAACUGAAGUCUGCGCACUUAAAGCGUAUGGAUAUUUUGAUUAAUAGGCAAACCAAUCAGUUGGUGUUCAAGUUGGCUUUAAUCCCAGUGUGAACUCGGGUCAGUUCAGUGUUUUUCCAAGUUUCAAAAGAUACUUUAAUCUUUAAACAUAUUUCAUCCCCUGUAACGUUACUGCUAUAGGAAGGAACUUUCUUGUCCUAUUCAAUUUCCAGAAUUCAAGGUUAUUCUAAUAAAUAAUCAAAGUUUUUUUCCCCCAAUCAACUAACUAGAAUGUAUGAAGUACUAAUCUAAUGCUGACCCUGUAUCUGAAUUGGGUUUAAAAGCAUGUUUUCAUUAAGCAUACCAGUCCAGCCUUAACUUUUCCGUAGCUUUAAAAUUCAGUUAUUUACUGGCUGUAGUUACUACUGUUGUCACUGUCUGCUGUGCGCUCAAAUUCCAUAUAGGAAAAAGUAUAUUAAAGCAUAUGAAGGAGAUAAAUUGAUGGUGGUUGAAUCCAGUAUAAUUCGGCCAAUAUUACGAAGAUGGCUUUAGAACCACUUGUAUGAUGCGUAUUCAAUAAUAUGUUAUCCUAAUUGUAUAAUGAAUAUAUUUUUAUUAUGAUGUUCUCAAAAGACUGAUACAAUACUAGUGAAUUCGAAUUGGACAACCAGCACACCCAAACCUCAAUGUGUUAGUCACCAGUGAUCCUUGACUCAUUUGUUCUUUACAGUUAAUAUUCUGCUUUUAAAAACCAAAAACAUUUGCCCUUUUGCUAUUGAGGACUUGUGAUGUGUAAAAAUACAACCUUAGGAGAACAAAAAGGGAAUUUUGUACCAGCUCAUGGGGAAUGUAGAUGGCAUAGUUAAUACAAUUGCAAUAGAAAUUUUAAAUAUUAUUUGCAAAGCGUAUGCUUUGAUGUACAGGUAUGUCUAAGAGGAAUAAGGCAAUGUAUCAGCGUUUUCUUCACCAGACCAUUGGUUGGAAAAUGUUGCUAUACCGAAGCAGAUAUGAAAUAAGCAGUGCUUUCAGUGGUGUGCUCUAAUUUGCAGGUAGACUUCAGGAUUUCAUGGUUCAUGGAUUAUGUACAGAAUGAAUUGUUUGUAAUCUGGUUGGCUGUUGUAGAACUAAAUACUAACCAAGUGCUUUGUUAUUCAUCAAAAAGCUCCUCACUUUAAGAUCCAUUGUCGUAGUUUUGCACUACGCAAAAACUCCAGCCAAUUUACUGUGUUCUCAGAUAUUGUUGAUUCAGUAGAUUUCUCAUAUUUUCUAAUUAUUAGGGGGAUCUCAAGCUGGCCAAGAGGCUGAUUUUUCUAUGUAGUAAACAUGCUUCAGACAUUCCAAGAGAAAUAAAGCACUUGAAGGGAUAGUCCCUUCUAUUCAGAAACCUGGUAUUUCUGAUAUUUUAUUGAAUAAAUUUUGCACCUUUCAGUAACUUUUACCAAAUUAAGUCUGCCUAAUACAAAGUACAGUCUGGAAACCCACAGCCUCUACAUUACAAGCUCUAUUGGUGUGUAAUUAUCACAGACUUGCAGUGUAAUGCAACUUGCUGUAGAAGAAUUAUUUUACUGUCAAAAAUUCUUGGUUUAAUUUUUAGAGGAUGAAAUUGGUCUACAUCAGCAAUAUGAAAUAAACUUAUAGCGACUCAGCAACCAAUUUGUUACCGUGCCCAGUCUUUUUUCCAAUGAGGUUCAUAGAACAAUAGUUCAAACGCUAUUUGGAGACUCAUUUAAUUCGGCUGGAUUUUACGGGGUACUGUAUCCGCUGCCAUGACCCAUCUUAAAAAGUUGGUAGGGAGAUAGUCCACCAAAAAAGUUGGCUACCCUCAGUCAUUUUACACUGGAAGCAGCAUUAAUUGUCUAAUUUUGAAACUUCUGCCCCAUCUGGGGAGGAGGGCUCGCCUUAGAGAGCUGCCAGCCAAUCUGAUUUUCCAGCAGCUCUGUAGUCCCAGCAGCACUGGGUUCAAGCAGUAGCCACUUCUGUGACUUGAGGCAGCCCCCAAACAAGAGGUGGCUAUGGAGCCGGACUUCAUGAUAUGUCUGAGCUAUUAGCAGAAUCUGGCUGACGGACCCGUGGGAGAAAGGUUGUGGGGGGGGGGUUGCGAGAAUUACCUCUGAUGGGCACACCACUUUCCUGACACCAGCCCACAUAGUAAAAGGUGCUGGGCUACCCAAUUGGUGGGGGCCUUCCCCUACUGUGGGUAAAAUAGCAACAAAGGCAGAAUGGGGCACUUAAGUGGUAUUAAUUGGUGACUUAAGGGCCUCAAUUGGCCUAAGGUUGGGUGGGCUGCCUGACACCUCCCACACCCACCACAAAAUGGGAGUCAGGUCGGGGGUGGCCACGCACUGCAUUAUUUAGAGCCCCCACCUUCAAACACGCUGGCAGGGGCUUUAACAUACAGCCCCUAGCGUCUCUGUCACUUUUACUUGGUUUGAAUUUAAAAACCUUGGCAAUAUUUCCCAAAUCAGUGGAAAAUAAAAAUGGUUGCAGUGAAAAACUGGCAGCCAAUUCUCUAUGCAUCUGCUUUCACAACUGGCGUUGGCCAAUUUCACCCCGAUAAUAUUUGAAAAUCUUUUAUCGUACACUCUUGUUGAGGUUACCCACCUGUGGCUGGAGUUCUGUUUAAAAAAAAAAGUGCAAAUGUCACCUUGAGUCUGCUUGCUACUGAGUAAGGACCUUUAAUCUGGGAGAAGAGUAAAAAUCUACAUUUCAGUUCAAUGUUAAUUGGAUUUUAAUAAUAUUACAAACCUUAGAUUCCAGAGCACUGCUUUAGCCUUGUGCUGUAAAAAUGUUAUUGUAGAUGUGCACAAAUAUUUGUUUCGUAUAUAGUUGUAUGUCUUGAAACAACCUUAACCUGAGAAAAACACUAUGUAUUGCAUGAUCAAUUAAAGCAAAUUUAUAUACUU